Messenger RNA from Didymodactylos carnosus, 821 nucleotides. NCBI's taxonomy places the organism in Eukaryota, Metazoa, Rotifera, Eurotatoria, Philodinida, Philodinidae. The record is from the annotation of a GenBank genome assembly.
UAAUUUUUUUUCUUAUUUCUUAUCUCACGUUUUCUUUGGGGUCAUUCUGACUCACAUAACUUUUUUUUUUUUUUUUUACCUCUUAUUAUAAAUAAAAACUUGCAAAAAACAAAAAAUCGUUCAAUCAGAUAUAAAACACAAACAAUCAUAUAUUAGCAAGGCUUACCAAUAUCAUUACCAUCAUCAUCUUCACCCUCACACGGUCACCCGUAUCUUCAUGUUGUUUGCAGUUAAGAAUAGUUGGACAAUAUAAGAAGUUGGUCAAAAUUAUACACAGAAAUGGGAGUCAUAUGUACAGGAAUAUAUACAUCAGGUGAUGCAAAAAAAAUGAGCCGGAACAAUGUCAGCUAUUGUCUAAUACGAAUAUACAACAUGAAGAUACGGGUGACCGUGUAGAUGGACGGACGACUAACGAUUUUUCGUCUAUACAGUCACGUAUACAAGUUGAACAAACUGAUGAACUGGCUGAUCGUAUAAAUGGACAGCUGGAGCCGACUACGUCAACAACUUUCGAUCUGGUGCCAAUACUCAGUGAAAGAUUUCGGCAUAAUCCAGAAGAGUAUGAACAAGUCUCCUAUAGUGAGCGUAUACAAGUUGAACAAACUGAUGAGAAGCACAAUAUGCAUCCGGAGAUCCAGCAACAAGUUGAUAAUAUGUUAGAUCCGAACAGAAUAUUUACAACCCAACAUUAUGGUCAAUUACAUUCUCAACAGCAGCGUCCUCAUUAUAAUCAUUUAACAACAACAUCAUCAAGCACAUACCGAACAACAGGACCAUAUUCUGAUCGUGACCAGAUAACCAAACGAAGAUAUGAACAUUGA